AUGGAUACUACUACAAUUGAAACAACCACUGGUAAUGAAAGUAGUGAUGGUGGUGGCGUUCCUCCACUCGUCAUUGCCAGCCAAGUUGAUAUUAAUGUGACACUAUUUAUCAUGAUGGUGUCAAUGGGAUGUACCAUGACUGUUGGUGAAAUCAAACAAGUAUUCAAACAACCUCGUGGUAUAGCGAUUGGAAUCAUAUGCCAGUUUGGUCUGAUGCCAUUGCUCGGGUUUUCGUUGGCACAUGCUUUCAGUUUAGAGCCUAACGUUGCCAUUGGUACUAUUAUCAUUGCUAGUUGUCCUGGGGGUGUUCUGUCCAAUGCAAUGACGUACUGGACACAGGGAGACACAGUACUAAG
Molecule: messenger RNA, 356 nt
Organism: Saccoglossus kowalevskii
Lineage: Eukaryota; Metazoa; Hemichordata; Enteropneusta; Harrimaniidae
Product: solute carrier family 10 member 6-like
Source: RefSeq, a predicted model, not a curated record